AUAAUUUUUAAGGUUCAAACAAAAUUAUACUAAGCCAAGAAUCCAAAAUUUUGCGCAUCCAGAAAACAUCGGCGUCCGAAAGCCGAUACUUAUGAUGUCGGAUUUCGAAUCCGAAAGCGCCUACGGCAAAUUUGAGUUACGACGAGUCCGAAAAUGCAAAUGUUUUUACCAGAAACUUGCCGGAAGCCACCGAAUCGAGGCUGAAAUUUUUUGGCUCUGGCGAGGCUAUACAAUGCUGCCGGUGAAGGAAAAAUGACGGGGGAGCUUGGCUUGGGGGUUUUCGACGGCGAGGACCUUGUUUCCAACAUCGAAUUUGCAGAAAAAGGGUGGCAAACAACUGUUGUACGACGGCAGCUUCCUUUCCUCAAGCUCGAUGUCGGCAGCAAAAGAGAGGAAGGAGGAGGCGACAGCAGCAAGGGAAGGGAAGAAAAAAGCGAAGUUUCUGGCGGCCGAAAGGUGGCAGCAGCGACGAAAAAAGAAAGAAAGAGAGCGUUUGCCUGUCACUUCCUUUUCUUGGUAAUCGCUCUCUUCUUCUUCUUCUUCUUCUUCUUCUUCUUUCCUAUCUUUAUCUUGAACCCUAAAAAAUCCAAAACCAAAACCAAAAAGGACCAGUAAAGGAAAGAAAAUGCACGCGAAGACCGACUCAGAAGGAACCAGUGUAGACACAUCAUGGGCGCCAAGGUCCCCGAGGA
This is a messenger RNA of Ricinus communis (castor bean), 692 nucleotides long. RefSeq lists its product as uncharacterized. The record is from RefSeq and is a predicted model, not a curated record. NCBI's taxonomy places the organism in Eukaryota, Viridiplantae, Streptophyta, Magnoliopsida, Malpighiales, Euphorbiaceae. The coding region runs from base 253 to 615 and encodes 120 amino acids. The transcript has 2 exons.